Haemorhous mexicanus (house finch) is the source of this 1065-nucleotide messenger RNA. RefSeq names its product LHFPL tetraspan subfamily member 5 (gene LHFPL5). The transcript is spliced from 4 exons. Gene Ontology annotation, biological process: detection of mechanical stimulus involved in sensory perception; sensory perception of sound. Gene Ontology annotation, cellular component: plasma membrane. Bases 73 to 738 code for a protein of 221 amino acids. The record is from RefSeq and is a predicted model, not a curated record. NCBI's taxonomy places the organism in Eukaryota, Metazoa, Chordata, Aves, Passeriformes, Fringillidae.
CGGGGCCGGAGCGGGGCCGGGGCCGGAGCGGGAGCCCCGGGGCCGGAGCGGGGCCGGGGCCGCUCCCCCGCCAUGUCCAAGCUGCUGCCGGCGCAGGAGGCGGCCCGGAUCUACCACACCAACUAUGUGCGGAAUGCGCGGGCCAUGGGGGUGCUCUGGGCCCUCUUCACGCUCUGCUUCUCCAUCCUGAUGGUGGUGACCUUCAUCCAGCCCUACUGGAUCGGCGACAGCAUCGACACGCCGCAGGCCGGCUACUUCGGCCUCUUCUCCUACUGCAUCGGCAACGCGCUCACCGGUGAGCUCAUCUGCAAGGGCAGCCCCCUGGACUUCGGCACCAUCCCCUCCAGUGCCUUCAAAACUGCCAUGUUCUUCGUAGGCAUCUCCACCUUCCUCAUCAUCGGCACCAUCCUCUGCUUCAGCCUCUUCUUCUUCUGCAACGCAGCCACCGUGUACAAAGUCUGUGCCUGGAUGCAGCUGGCAGCGGCUACAGGGCUGAUGAUUGGCUGCCUGAUCUACCCUGAUGGCUGGGACUCGAGCGAGGUGAAGAGAAUGUGUGGGGACAAAACUGACAAAUACACGCUGGGCGCCUGCACCGUGCGCUGGGCUUACAUCCUGUGCAUCAUCGGCAUCCUGGACGCCCUCAUCCUCUCCUUCCUGGCCUUCGUGCUGGGCAACCGGCAGGACAACCUCCUCCCCUCGGAUUUCAAAGUGGAGAGUAAAGAAGAGGAAAAUGACUGACAGAGCUGAUCACCAUGGACAUCCAGAGCUCUUCUUCCAUCAGCCCUUUUCUUUGAAGUGACUCUUCUAGGAAGCUUAAACUUACCAAAUUCUGUGGAUUUUCUACAGCUGUUUUCUUCACCCAUGGGGCUGCUCUUGGCUCACAGCUCUUGUGGAGCUUAUUUGGUGCAAAGAGCCCAAAAUGGACAUAAGAGUUUUUCUGAGCCCAUCAGCAAGAGGGACAAGAGGGCAAGGAUGGAAUCUUGCUGCUUUUUGGGGGUUUGUACAUCUUCUUUCAAGGAAAUUAAUUAUGAAUUAAAAAAACAAAAAACAAAAACAUCACCAAAA